CGCUCUUCCUCCCUCGCGGGUCUGGUUCGGCGGCAGCGCCUUCGCUAGGCGGCUGAGCGGCUCCGCAGGCCAGCAGCAUGGGCGUGGAGAGUCCGGGCGAGCGCCCGGCUCCGGCUCGGCGGCGGCACGGCUGCCGGCGGGUGCGGCUGAUGUGCAUGCUGGCGCUGACUUUCGGCUUCUUCGUCGUGGAGGUGGUGGUGAGCCGCCUGACGGCCUCCCUAGCCAUGCUCUCGGACUCCUUCCACAUGCUCUCGGACGUGAUGGCUCUGGUGGUGGCCCUCGUCGCCGUGCGCUUCGCCCAGCGCACCCGCGCCACCAAGAAGAACACCUUCGGUUGGGUGCGGGCCGAGGUGAUGGGCGCCCUGGUCAACGCCGUCUUCCUGACCGCGCUCUGCUUCACCAUCCUUCUGGAGGCCAUCGAGCGCUUCACCGAGCCCCAUGAGAUCGAGCAGCCCUUAGUGGUCAUCGGCGUCGGAGCCGCCGGGCUGCUCAUCAACGUCCUGGGGCUCUGCCUCUUCCACCAACACGGCGCCGGCGGCCACGGCCACUCGCAUGGCGGGAACGGAGGGGGAAACCACCGCCGGAGCGGCUCCCGAGGCAAGGCGGAGCCGCCUCCAGACGACCUACAUAAAGAAGAGGAGACCAACACCCUGGUGGACAAUUUCAGCAGCUCCAAUGGAGUCAGCCUGGAGAAGCUGGGUGAUGCGGUAAAAGAGAGCCAAAUGGAACUGCAACCAAAUGGAAAUAUUAGCAGUCACUCCUCUAUAGACAUGGAGGUUGAAGAAGACACUAGUGCUCAGCUCAAUAUGCGUGGAGUAUUCCUUCAUGUUCUUGGAGAUGCCUUGGGUUCUGUUAUUGUAGUAGUGAAUGCCCUAAUAUUUUACUCUUACUGGACUCCAUGCCCGAAGGUUGGGGAUUGCAUCAAUCUGUGUGUUAAUGACCAUUGUAAAAACUUCACUCAUUUUUCUCCAACUGAACUAGAGCAAAUUCCUGUAGCUGGUCCUUGCUGGGUUCUAUAUUUAGAUCCUGCACUGUGUCUGAUCAUGGUUUGCAUUCUACUCUAUACUACUUAUCCUCUGCUUAAAGAAUCCGCCCUUAUUCUUUUGCAAACUGUUCCUAAGCAAAUUGAUAUUCGCUCUUUAAAUGAGAAACUCCGUAAACUGGAAGAAGUAGAAGCUGUCCAUGAAUUGCAUGUUUGGCAGCUGGCAGGAAGCAGGAUAAUUGGCACUGCUCAUAUAAAAUGUAAGGAUCCAGAAACGUACAUGAAAGUGGCAAAAGAUAUUAAGGAGAUUUUCCAUGAUGAAGGGAUACAUGCAACAACCAUUCAGCCUGAGUUUGCCGUUGUAAGCUCUGAUGAUGGUGUGAGUAAAUGUGAACUUCCGUGCAGAACCCAAUGUGCUCUGAAGCAGUGUUGUGGGAGUGUGGAAAAGGCUACUGCAAAGAAGAUAGAAAAGUCCCCUUCAAUUAGUAUUUCUUGCUCUGAAAUAGUGAUUGACUCUCCACAUCACAAAACCCGGAGGACUAAAUCAGAAUGCAUACCAGCUGUAAAAUUAGAAGCAGAGCCUAAUCCCAGCAAACAAUUUGAAUCAUCUUUGUAAUUCCCAAAGUUAUGCUGAAUUGAAGUAUGGAUUCAACUACAAAUUGAUUGCAAGAGGAAAGACUACUAUUAAAAAGAGAAGUUGCAAAGAAAUGUAGUUGGUGAAGUUCCUGUCCUUGUCACAACAGUGAAAUCCUGUUGAAAAGAACAUGCUGUCCUGACACAACAUGUUUGUGUUAACUUGAGGCUAACUAGCACAACAAUUAUGCAGAGCCAGUUUCAACUUUCUGCCUGAUGCAUUUUUGUUGAAUUAAAAAUUAAAAUGAUUCUUCAAUAAUUCCCUUUUCCCUGAAAUUAGUUUGUAUUAAGCUUCUUUUUGGGAUUGUUCUUUCUGCUUGUUGAUUUGUGUGUGUGCUACCUUUUUUAAAAUUACAGCUAUAAAGAGAGGACACCAAAUUUGACAGAAUCUUUUUAAAAAGUUAAUUGCUUGGGAAAUGGUUAGAUUUCCUAUUAGGUGAAAAUGAAUGCUAUUUUAAAUAAAUAUACUAUGUAGCAUUAAUAAUGGCAUUUUAAAACAUAUCCAGCAACAUUGACAAAGAUCCCAUUUUUGUAUUGGUCCUGUGAUAUAACAAAAAUCAGUUGCUUACUAAAUAGGAAUUGGAAAAUUACUUGCAUAUUACCUGGACUGUAAGAUUAGCUGUUCAGACAAAAACAGGAUACACUUUUUUUCUCCUUACCUUUUUCCUUUUAAAUAUUAUAUAGAUCUUAGAAUUUAAACUCUAUAAUAGAGUUUGCUGGGACUAGAGAGCCAGAGCUGGUCUCUGUCUUAGCAGUGUGGCGUACCAGAAUAGAGAUAUUGCCUCUGAUUUAUAAUUAUAAAAAAAAACCUGGGGAAAAAACAUAACUAAUCAAAUUCAUCAGCAUAUAUUGCUAAAACUUUAAUAUAUUUCUUACUUUUGUAAAAGUAUUUAUGACUUUACUGAGCCAUUUAUUUUUUUGUUGGAUAAAAUUACUUAGCUGGAAUACUUUAUUCGUAGUGAACUCUAGGCAGCAGCCUAUGGAACAAGAUUGCCGUCUGCAGCGCUGGUUAUAAACUUUAUUUGUAACAGGAAUGAAUUUCAGUAAGCUUAGAGCUGAUGGGCACACCCAUUUCUCUCCAGCGCAUCCAUGAGGACUAGUGAUGAGAAGUUUUUGCUUAUUAGCUUCAGUUUAGGGUUCUACCCAAAUCCUAAACCAUUGUCUUAAUUCCUAGUUUGAAGUCUUUUUUCAAACAAAUUGAAGGAACAAGUUUGAAUUGGCUGAAAUUGUUACAGAGAAAUGUGGUUACUGUGAGCUACAGUUUGUCAGGUUUGGAAAAGCCAAAAAGUGAUUUAUCAGAAUACUUCUGGCUUUCUUUUGGCCAUAUAGGAGAGGGGACAGGAAGACAUGUGAGCCAAAGUCUCAGUGCAAUUUAUUCCAGUUGUAGUAAACUCAUCUUCCCCAACUGUAUUCUAGAUGAUUUGGACCAUCAUCUACAGCAGUAUGCCCAAUAGUUAGAGGAGUGAUAAGGUAAGUUAGUCCAAAACAUUUGGAAGGCACUAGAUUUCUGAACACUGUUAUAAAUUAUGGUUAUUCUGAUGUCUUAACUGCCUUCAGUCAGUACUCUUACCUGUGACAGUUUGCAUAGUCCAACACAAUUCCUGCUUAAUUCAAUCUUGUAUCCACUGGAAGAUUUUAAAGGCAAUUCCACAAAGUACUUUGUAAAAUGAAGUAGAGGAAAGUUUCUCAAGUCUAUUAGUCACUUGUGCAUGAAUUUAUAGACCUGCUCUAGCUUCUUAAAACAUUAUGGUUCCACUGGUUACAAGUUUUAAACCGCACAGCCAGCUUUUGUUUUCACUUCCAGAUUAUUAAAAAUAGGGCUGAUUACACAUUCUGAGUUUACAUUAAUGUCAAUUAAUAAUGAAGCAUUUUUAGAGCUGUUAACUUUUUUUCCAAUAGUGUAUAAGAUUCUAAAAUGCAUAGAGAAAAGACACAACAAGGAAAGUGUGUAGGUGAGGUGAGUGUUGCAGUCCUCCUUUAUUUUACAUAAUAAAGCUAUUCCACAGUUAACAUUAUGGUGCGUUAUAACAUUUUACUUCUAAAAUGAUCAAGUACAUUUGCAAAGCAUUUGUGUUUCUUUUGUUUUAAAGGCCACCUGUUAAUACUCAUAAUUUGCUUCCCAUAUAUCAUUCCAAGCAUGAAAUAAUUGUGCGAUAUAAUUCUCAUGUUGCUAGCCUAAUUGAAAAAAAUGGUGUCAGAACUCUGGAAAUGUGCAAGCAUGAAUGUAUGAACGGACACAAAAAAGUUAAAUAAUAUUAUAAAAUAUUAUAAAUUAGAAGUCUUGCAGCUAAAGCUUCCUAAUUUUUGAAUGCUUUAAAGUUUGGAUUCAUUAAAAAAAUUACAAGCCUCACUUUUCAACUUCUUAGCAUGAACUGGUUUUUAUUUAGGUUAGUUUGUGUACCCAAUGGAAUAUACAGUAAUGGGCUGUUUCUGAUUUUUAUUUCUUCUUUCAAAAGAAACUUUGCUGCAUCAUCUCAGUAAAGCACAAAGUUUAGCUUUCAUUUGAGUAUGCAAUACAGUGAUAAAAUAGGAAAGCAUCUUACAUGUUUGCUGAGUUUGGUCCUGCUUUUUAUUGUACAACAGCUUGUUUUUGUGGCAGAAUAUGUUGUAUCCAUAUUUUCACAGGUAAUGUUUCAGGAAUAUUAGCUAGGUCAUUUCCUAGUUAUAUCUGAAAUAAAAUUGAACACCUUGAAUAUCUUCAACUACAGGAAGCUUUUUUUUUCCUUUUUGUACUUGAUUAUAUUGAAUAUUGAAGCCAAUUUUGCAAGCUAUUUUUUCUUCUGAGUGGCACUGUAUUGGGGGGUGGAAUGUUUCAGUUAGAGUUAGACCAGUGAUAGUGGACACAUUCUGCUCAGUAUAUGCUUUUGUGAUAAACUUACUUAACCUACAAUAAAUGUGAGAUUGCUAUGUGAAUCUAUUUUGCUACAAUUUCACAUGAUUUUUUCCCCAGAAGUUAUAGUGUAUAUAUUCAUCGUGUGCAGUAUGUGUUUCAUCACAAAUGCACAGUUGGGUGAGUGCUGUGUCACUGUAUGAUACAUAACAUUGAAAGUACUCAGAUGAUGGUAAACAAUGGGACUAUUGCUACCUAAGUGUUUGAAAGAGUGGCCUGUAAAAGAAAGAUAGGCCUUUCCAAGCAGGACUGUGUGUUUAAAAGUGUUACUGAAAGUUUUGCAGAAUGCUUCAAAACUACUUGAAAGAAGUACUGCUCCAGAUGUCUUUGUUAAGGUUUGCCUUUCUUUCAGCUGUGAGCAUUGGGCACUCUUGCUCUAUGUAAAGCAGUUUGCAGCUGGGGCCUGUAUUGGAGAGAACCGAGGUACUGAGUCCAUUGAGUUAAUGGGAAACUGUUGGGGGUAAAAUGCACUUUCUGACACUUCUCCUUGAUGGGGGAAAUCAUUUUAACUCUGCAUCUCCUCUUUUUUAUUUUUUAAAGUUUUAUGAAACAUGUAUUGCAUAUGUAAGGGUAUUAAGUACAAUAUUUAAAUAUGCUGCUUUAAUUUCACAACAGCAUCAAUGUAGCAUUUUUGGGACUCUGGCUUAUGUUUACAGAACAAUUAUUGAAUAUUAUAAUGUAGUUUGUUUCUGUCUUGCACCAUCUCAUUGCCUCUUGGUGGAUUGAAUGGUACUAAUAUUUCAUGUGCCUGAAAUAAGGUAUUUGAUCAUAUUCUCCUUCUUCUGUGUUAAACCAAAUGCAGCCUUACUGAUAACAGGAGCUUUCAUUCAUUUGUAUGAUCUUGGGUUAUGUCAUUAAACUGCCUGUGUGAAGAUCACUUCCAUGUCUUAGAAAUAUGUGAGCCUGAUUUUUUCACCACUUGCUGUAUGUAUGUAUUAAAGUCUUCUUGAGCAUAGUUUCUGAAUCCACAUGCUCUGCUGUAGGGAGGGAGGCAACUCCUUUUGUGCUGUAUGGGUUGCAUUUGAAACUAGUGUUUGGGAGAUUUAGCUGGUAUAUCUAUAUUGAUUACAGUACUAUCGAUAACAAUGAGCUUCUGUUAAAUUCUGCUAUGGUGUUUCUUUGCAUAUAAACUAAAGAUUGAGAAGGAAAUAAAUGUUGCUAAAUGAA
Python bivittatus (Burmese python) is the source of this 5672-nucleotide messenger RNA. RefSeq names its product solute carrier family 30 member 1 (gene SLC30A1). Gene Ontology annotation, cellular component: Golgi apparatus; membrane; endoplasmic reticulum. The record is from RefSeq and is a predicted model, not a curated record. NCBI's taxonomy places the organism in Eukaryota, Metazoa, Chordata, Lepidosauria, Squamata, Pythonidae. Gene Ontology annotation, biological process: detoxification of zinc ion; zinc ion transmembrane transport; intracellular zinc ion homeostasis. Gene Ontology annotation, molecular function: zinc ion transmembrane transporter activity; calcium channel inhibitor activity.